Molecule: messenger RNA, 4982 nt
Organism: Hevea brasiliensis (rubber tree)
Lineage: Eukaryota; Viridiplantae; Streptophyta; Magnoliopsida; Malpighiales; Euphorbiaceae
Exons: 8
Coding region: 178-4830 (1550 amino acids)
Biological process (GO): clathrin-dependent endocytosis; clathrin coat disassembly
Cellular component (GO): intracellular membrane-bounded organelle; cytoplasm; vesicle
Molecular function (GO): clathrin binding
Source: RefSeq, a predicted model, not a curated record
UUUUUCUUCUUUUUCGUUACUCUGUUUUAGACUCUGCAGGGCCUCUGCAGACGAGGAGAAGAGAGAGAGAGAGUGAAAAGCACACAGAACGGAGCAAAGUAACAAAGCAGGUAAAGACGGUUGCUUCACUAGAAAACGCGUAAACCCUAGAGUGCUCUGUCUGUUUCCUUCAUUUUCAUGGAAAAUCUUUCGCAUUCUCGACAACAAAACGUGCUCUCCAAAAAGAGCUGCAAUGGCAGCAGCACCGCCAAGUCCAUUUACGACGACGUGUUCGGCGGGCCUCCCAGGUUCGGAGCCCCGACACUGUCUCCUCGGGUCGAGGACUACCGCGAGAUAUUCGAUGGCUUCCAGGCUUCACGCGCCUCCUCGAUUCCCGUGCUGGAUCUCCCAUUGGUCGAUGAGGCGGCUGAAGUUUUCUGCGAUGUGCGUAGCUCCGGUUUUGACUACGGUGAGGUUUUUGGAGGAUCGAAUGCCAAUGAUUUUGCACUGUAUUACGAUGAGUUGUUGAUGAUGGAGCAAUCCAACGGUCUUGGUGAUGAUUCCUCCUCUGACGAGGCUUGGGCUCCAGCAGAAGCUGAAAAUCUAUCAGAUGAGUCGGAUCAUUCCGCAAAGGAACAAUGCAUAUCGAAUGGAGACUCAUAUGACUCAAUUGAUGGCGAUAUGGAGUUCUACAUAUCUUAUAAUAAAGUUGGUCCAAGAAGCAAUGAAAAUUUGUCAAAUGGGAUUGCGCAUAUAACUCAGCCGCAUUCUGUUUCUGGAUGUACUUUUGUGGUUGAUAAAACCUCUUCCUUGCCAAAGACAGACUAUGAGUACCAACAUCUGCAGGCAAGCAAUGAUGAUCAUCUCAGUAUUGACUAUAGUGGGGAAGUGUUUAGGGGAAGGCAUCUAAGAAAAGUCAUGUCAUACCCGGCUAAUAGUACUAAUAACGAUGUGCUCUUUUUUGGAGAAGAUGUUAGACGUCACAAGGAAUUUGUCAGGAAUGGCUCUCUUCCAAAUGAGAUGUUUGUAACCAUUUCUAAUGUAAGCCUUAGAACUCAGCCCUCUCAUUUGCCACCUCCUACUAGACCACCACCUCCACUAGAUGUCUUAAGGGGAGAUUCUGGUAAAGCAACACCAACCUGUAAAAGUGUUACCUCUGAAGAGACUGCCGGUGAUAGUUCUCCUCCUUACUUUGAUGUAGAGGUAGAUGCAAGUUCCUCUGCUGCAGCCUCUGCUGCUGCUAUUAAAGAAGCAAUGGAGAAAGCUCAAGCAAAGCUCAAAAGUGCAAAAGAAUCAAUGGAGAGGAAGAGGGGGGGUGUUCAAAACCACUUAAAAUCCGGUGCAAAGAAUGACAGAAAAGACAAGGAAGAAAUGUUGACUAAGAUUGUUAAUGGCUCUGUUAGCAGAAAUGAUGAGAGAGAGCAGGGAAUUAGUCAAAUAGAGGAGAAUGGAAAAGAGUUUUCUAUCUUGGAGGAGAAGAAAAAGGUUAAAAGGACAACCCAGCCAAUUUCAGAUUCAUUAGAAGGGAAGAAACAUCUAGAUGUGGCCAAAAAGACUGCAGAGGAGAAUCAUGGAAGGGAAUCCUUACCAUCUCAAGUUUUUGAGAGAAUCGAUGGUGCUAGUGAAUGGAAAGAAGCUACUCAAUUUUUUGAACUGGUAACAAAUAAAUCUAGAAAGGCCUCUGACCAGGAAAACACUGAAAACGAUUUGUUGCAUAAUUCAAAUCUUCAUGAGCGUGCAAAGAAGGGAAAAGGGGAGAAUGUGGAAGCAUUGCAGCAGCUUGAAAGAAAUCACAAGAAAGUAAAAGCAGUUAGAGCAGAUGAUGAACCGGUGGACAGAAGAAGCAGUGGGAGAUCAGAAGUGGUAAACAGACAGAAAGGAAUUGAUAAGAAGUUACAAGUGGCUCGAGAGGCUUCUAGACAGGAAGGGGAUGAGAAGAAAUUUCUCAUGGACUGGAAACCUGUAGAAACUGAGAAGCAGCAGGCUGGAGCUGAUGACUUUCAGAAACAUGAGAACUAUGUAGAGGUUCAACAGAAAGAAAGCAAAAUUGCAGCUAGGCAGACUAUGAAGCACAGGGAGAAAGGAUUACGGCCAAAAGAGGAUAGUAGAAGUAUGGAGGAUGUGAAAAAAUUUACUCAUGAAAAGGGAGACAGUGAAAGGAGGCAAAGAAAGGUUUUUGAGCUUGAAGAAAAUGAGAGAAAGGUUAAUGUGCCUCUUCAACAAGCAGAAAAUGACAGAAGGCUGAAGAAGGCUGUCCAUAAGCAGGAAGAAAAUGAGAAUAUACUCAGAGAAGCUUAUGAAAGAGAAGAAAAUGAGAGGAGAUUAAGGGAGGCGCUUAGGCGGGAAGAAAAUGAGAGGAGACUGAAAGAGGCUCUUGAGAAGAAAGAGAAUGAGAGGAUACUGAAGGAGACUGGUGAGAAGGAAGAGAGACUGAGAAGACAAAGAGAGGCUGUUGAACGGCAAGAGAAUGAGAAUAGACCAAGAGAGGUUCGUGAAAGAAAAGAAAAUGAGAAGAGACAGAGAGAGGCUCUUGAAAGAGAAGAAAAUGAGAAGAGACAGAGAGAUGCCCGUGAAAGAGAAGAAAAUGAAAAGAGAAAGAGAGAGGCUCGUGAAAGAGAAGAAAAUGAGAAGAGACAGAGAGAGGCUUGUGAAAGAGAAGAAAAUGAGAAGAGAAAGAGAGAGGCUCGUGUAAGAGAAGAAAAUGAGAAGAGAUUAAAAGAGGCUCUGGAGAAGGAAGAGAAUGAAAGGAGGAUGAAAGAGAUUGUUGAGGUGGAAGAGAGACAGAGAAGGCGAAGAGAGGCCAUCGAAUGGGAAGAAAAUGCAAAGAGAGAAAGAGAAGAAAAUGAGAAAAGGCUAAAGGAGGCUGAGAAGGAACAGAAUGAGAGGAGACUAAAAGCAGCUGUUGAACAUGAAGAGAAUGAAAAGAGACAAAGAGAGGUCCAUGAAAAAGAAGAAAAUGAGAAGAAUGAGCCUCGUGAAAAAGAGGGAAGUGAGAAGAGGUGCAAGGAGACUUUUGAAAGAGAAGAAAUUGAACUAGAGGCUUUAGAAAGAGAAGUUGGAAAGAGACUAGAAGAGUUAUGCGAGCAACAAGAUAAAUGCAUGGCUUCAAGAAGGGCUCAGGAAGCAGAAGUAAGUGAAGUGGCACUAAAAGAGGACCAUAAGCCAGAAGAGAAUAGGACCUCAUCUCAAGACACAUGUGAGUGGGAAGAAACAGAGGCAAAACAUAUAGAUGUUGGAGAGAGUGGAAAACAGAAGGCACUAAACAAGAUGGGGAAGGAUCACAGUGUAUUGAAUCAGGCAUGUGAGUUGGGUAAUGAUAAGAGCCUUGGAGCAACUCAAUUACCUGGCAAAAAUGAGGGGAACAGCGAAAAACUAGAAUUAACUAAGGAGUUUGCUAAUGAAGAAACUAGCAAGAUAAUGAAUGAACUGAGAAAUGGUGAAAAGGAAGUAGCAUCUGGCUUCGCCCUAGGCAACUUAGAAGAUGAAAAGAGCCAAUUCCUAAUGGAAGAUUCAACUGACACUGAACAGAACAUUAGGAGUACCUUUCGAGUGGACCUGGGUAUUGGAAAUCAAGGGAAGAAAUUUCCUUAUGAAAAGAGUGAGAAAGGAAAGAAUAUUGAGCAAACCCAAGUUUCCCUAAAUCCGGAAAUCAGCAAUGUCAGUUUCAUGUCAGCUAAAACAGUGAAAGAAUCAGUUGAUAGUGCAAGGAAAAUGGGAGGAGCUCAGCCAGCUGUAUUCGAAGUGAAAGAAAGCAUUCAAAGAACAGCUCAGCGGGUUAAUACAACUCAGAGCACUGAAAGAAAAGUGAAGAAUUCUCAUGAGACUAUUUCAUCAGAAGACAAAGAAGCAGAAAGAAUGAAGAGAGAAAGAGAGCUGGAAAUGGAACGCCUUAGAAAGUUGGAAGAAGAGAGGGAGAGGGAAAGGGAAAGAGAGAAGGAUAGGAUGGCUGUUGAUAAAGCAGCACUUGAUACUCGUGAAAGGGCAUAUGCUGAAGCUCGUGAGAGGGCAGAACGGGCUGCUGUGGAAAGAGCAACUGCUGAAGCUCGACAAAGAGCACUAAAUGAGGCCCGUGAAAGAUUGGAGAAGGCAUGUGCAGAGGCUAGGGAAAAGUCCCUAACUGAUAAGGCAUCUAUGGAGGCCAGGCUCAGGGCAGAACGCGCAGCAGUAGAGAAAGCAACUGCAGAAGCAUGGGAGCGUGCUUUUGAAAAAGCAAUGGCUGAAAGAGCUCCUUUUGAGGCAAGAGAACGAGUAGAAAGAUCUGUUUCAGAUAAAUUCUCUACUUCUUCCAGGAGUAGUGGAAUGAAAGAAAGCUCUUCAUCCUCUGAUCUACAAGAUCUGCAAUCCCAAGGCUCAGGCUCAUUUAGUGGUUCAAGAUAUCAAUAUUCCUCCGUUUAUGGUGAAAGAUUCGAAGGAGUAGAAGGUGAGUCAGCUCUGAGGUAUAAGGCUAGAUUAGAGAGACAUCAAAGAACAGCUGAACGUGCGGCGAAAGCCUUGGCGGAGAAAAACAUGCGUGAUCUUUUUGCUCAAAGAGAACAAGCAGAGAGAAAUAGAUUAGCAGAAACUCUGGAUGCUGAUGUCAAGAGGUGGUCAAGUGGGAAAGAAGGAAAUUUGCGAGCAUUGCUUUCAACCUUGCAAUAUAUACUUGGGCCUGAUAGUGGUUGGCAGUCAAUUCCACUGACAGAAGUUAUAACUGCAGCUGCGGUGAAGAAAGCUUACAGAAAAGCUACUCUUUGUGUUCAUCCUGACAAAUUACAACAACGUGGUGCAAGUAUUCAGCAGAAGUACAUCUGUGAGAAGGUCUUUGAUCUUCUGAAGGAAGCUUGGAAUAAAUUCAACUCAGAGGAGCGGUAGCAUAUCCGUGCUUAUUGAUAUCUACAGUCAGAUCACCAUUCUCUAAAUCCAAAGUAAAUAUCAUUAUAUGUAUCUAAUUCCUCUUUUGUAGUUUCAGAAUAUAAUUUUAUGCAAAAAGAAGUAGGAAUUAAACGAAGAUUAUUCAAGGAAAA